Messenger RNA from Mobula hypostoma (lesser devil ray), 1554 nucleotides. It is a transcript of the gene gtf2h2, whose product is annotated as general transcription factor IIH, polypeptide 2. Gene Ontology annotation, cellular component: transcription factor TFIIH core complex; transcription factor TFIIH holo complex. Gene Ontology annotation, molecular function: zinc ion binding. Lineage: Eukaryota; Metazoa; Chordata; Chondrichthyes; Myliobatiformes; Myliobatidae. The transcript is spliced from 16 exons. The record is from RefSeq and is a predicted model, not a curated record. Bases 84 to 1262 code for a protein of 392 amino acids. Gene Ontology annotation, biological process: regulation of transcription by RNA polymerase II; nucleotide-excision repair; DNA-templated transcription.
GUUUUCAGUGUGACACCGGGGGGACGUUUUGAGUGUGACAUCGGGAGCUGCUGUUUGAGGUUAUAACCAAAAAUUUUUUAAAAAUGUAUGAUGAAUCAGAGAAAACCAAGAGGUGGGAAGGAGGCUACGAACGGACGUGGGAAGUCCUAAAGGAAGAUGAGUCAGGUUCUCUUAAAGCAACAGUUGAUGAUCUUCUCUUCAAAGAGAAAAGGAAAAGAGUCUUCGAAUCACAUGGCCAAGUCAGACUAGGAAUGAUGCGGCACUUAUAUGUGAUAAUAGACAUGUCUAAAUCAAUGGAAGACCAAGACCUGAAACCGAAUCGACUUACGUCAACGUUAAAGCUGCUGGAAUACUUUGUAGAAGAAUACUUUGACCAUAAUCCUAUUAGCCAGAUUGGUAUAAUUUCUACGAAGAACAAAAGGGCUGAAAAGCUUACUGAACUUGCAGGAAAUCCAAAGAAGCAUAAAGAAGCGUUAAUUAAAACUGUUGGUGUGUCAUGCAGCGGGGAGCCAUCUCUUUAUAAUUCCCUCUCUCUAGCUAUGGAUACUCUGAAGCACAUGCCAGGACAUACCAGUCGUGAAAUACUUGUGAUUUUUAGUAGUCUCACAACUUGUGACCCAUCUAACAUCUAUGAUCUUAUUAAGUGCUUGAAAGCCACUAAGAUCCGUGUAUCUGUGAUUGGCCUAUCAGCAGAGGUCCGUGUUUGCACAGUUCUUGCACGAGAAACUGGUGGCGUUCACAAUGUUAUUUUGGAUGAGAGUCAUUUCAGAGAUUUGCUAAAUUAUCAUGUUCGCCCUCCACCAGCUGAUUCCAAUUCUGAGUGUUCUCUCAUUCGUAUGGGUUUUCCUCAACAUAUAAUGGCAUCCUUAUCAGAUCAGAAUGCGAAACCGUGCUUCAGCAUGGCACAUCUGGAUAGCAGUAGUGGACCAAUCUUGACACUUGGUGGAUAUUUUUGUCCCCAGUGUAGAGCUAAAUACACCGAACUGCCUGUAGAUUGUAAAGUCUGUGGUCUUACGUUAGUCUCUGCACCUCACUUGGCAAGAUCUUACCAUCAUCUCUUCCCACUGGAUGCGUUCAGAGAAAUUCCCUUAGAAGAGAUUCCGGGAGAACGAUGUUGCCAAGGUUGCCAAGGAGAUAUGCAAGAUCCAAAUGUAUAUAUUUGCAACGUGUGCCAGAGCAUCUACUGCGUGGAGUGUGAUAUUUUUAUUCAUGACACCUUGCAUUGUUGUCCUGGAUGUAUUCAUAACCAAUCCAAUCCUUAACGACUGUUAAAUAAAUUAAUAGAUCAAUGAAUAACCAACUAUAUUUGAGAAAUAAAAGUCUGCAUUCACAAAGUCUGUAUUCAUAAUUGAGAGCAUUUUCAGUAAAGCGUGCUUUGAUCAAGUGAGACCUAGAUUGCUAAUAUUGGUGCUGACUGGAAACCUUAUAAACAUUGCCUGCAAAGAACAAUUAAUUUUGUAAAAUUAUUCAAUACAUUUCGUUAAGUGCACUUGAGUAAGACAAGUCGCACUGAUGUUGAAGGUUCAAAAUAAAUUUCUUAUGGAAAUGCGUAUG